UUUUCCGAAACAGUUUUCCCCAGCAUAAUCCCCUUUUGCGCUUCCCAGCUGAAUGGCCAUUAGUCGAAGGCAAGACAAUAGACCAGACUUGUGGUUUGUGGGGGAUGAAUAUAGUGCCGUUAGGUAACUACAACGUGGUGAAGAUGACAAACUGAAACAAUUACAUUUUCGUCAAAAACAACUUUAUGUCAGCGUUUCGCACAUGCGCAGUUCUCAAUAUAUAUUUGAUGUUGAUGGGCCGUGGCUGUCGGAGGUUAGCAUAGCCACCUUUGUCAUGCAGCAACAACCCUUCUGAAAAUAUAGCAAUCGUAUUUUAAAAGAUACUUCAGAUUAGCAUCAAAGACAGGUAUUUGGGUGAAGAGAAGAAGAGUGAGAUGAAAUGACAACGUCAACAUUACAGAAAGCAAUUGAUCUUGUUACCAAAGCCACAGAGGAGGACAAGAACAAGAACUAUGAGGAGGCCUUGCGCCUUUAUCAGCAUGCGGUGGAGUACUUCCUGCAUGCUAUUAAGUAUGAAGCGCACAGUGACAAAGCAAAGGAGAGCAUACGUGGUAAAUGUAUGCAGUACUUAGAUCGGGCAGAGAAACUCAAAGAUUACUUGAAGAACAAAGACAAAGCUGGGAAGAAGCCUGUCAAGGAAGCACAGAGUAAUGACAAGAGUGACAGUGACAGUGAGGGUGAAAAUCCAGAGAGAAAGAAAUUGCAGGAGCAGCUAAUGGGUGCCAUUGUAAUGGAAAAGCCCAAUGUCCGAUGGAACGAUGUGGCUGGACUGGAGGGAGCUAAGGAGGCCCUGAAGGAAGCUGUAAUCCUGCCCAUUAAAUUCCCUCACCUCUUUACAGGCAAACGCACCCCUUGGAGAGGGAUUCUGCUGUUUGGACCCCCAGGGACAGGAAAGUCUUACCUGGCCAAAGCAGUAGCCACAGAAGCCAACAACUCCACCUUCUUCUCCGUGUCCUCAUCAGACCUCAUGUCUAAGUGGCUUGGAGAGAGUGAGAAACUGGUGAAAAACCUAUUUGAUCUUGCCCGCCAACACAAGCCCUCCAUCAUCUUUAUUGAUGAGGUUGACUCGCUCUGUGGCUCAAGGAAUGAGAAUGAGAGUGAGGCGGCCCGGCGGAUCAAGACCGAGUUCUUGGUACAGAUGCAGGGUGUCGGCAACAACAACGAUGGAAUUCUCACCCUAGGUGCCACUAACAUUCCCUGGGUUCUAGAUGCUGCCAUCCGCAGAAGGUUUGAGAAGCGCAUCUACAUCCCUCUUCCAGAGGAGCCUGCUAGGUCCCAGAUGUUCCGGCUGCACCUGGGCAACACACCCCACAGCCUGAGUGAUGCAGACCUUCGUCAGCUCGCCAAAAAGACGGAGGGCUAUUCUGGGGCCGACAUCAGCAUCAUCGUACGGGAUGCCCUCAUGCAGCCGGUCAGGAAAGUGCAGUCAGCCACUCACUUCAAGAAGGUGCGAGGGCCUUCCCGUGCCAACAGUCAGUUGAUGGUGGAUGACCUUCUGACACCUUGCUCGCCUGGGGACCCAGGUGCUGUAGAGAUGACCUGGAUGGAUGUGCCAAGCGAAAAGCUGCUGGAGCCAAUCGUCUGCAUGUCUGACAUGCUGCGGUCCCUGUCCACCACACGUCCUACAGUCAACACAGAGGACUUGUUCAAGGUCAGAAAGUUCACCGAGGACUUUGGACAGGAGGGCUGAGAAGGCCUGGUCAAGCUGACCUUCACUACUCUACACUUUUUUCUCCUGUCAAAUCCCAUCCAUCUUCCCAUCAAAUAGUAGCUACAGUAUUACCACACUACAAAAUUGGACUAAUCUGCACUGGCAAGAAUGAUGGAGCGUUUUAACUUCAUGCAUAUUCUUUCCCUAUGAUCAUACUAUUGGACAAAGUCCUGAAGACUGAAAUACUUUAUUUAUUUUCCAUUCUGCACUUUUGGAAGUUGUUUAAUUAUCAUUAUGUAGAGUGGUGUUGAAGAGCUUUUAAACAAUUCUAGGUUUCCGGUCUUAUAUUUCAUGUUCAAGUCUUAAUGUCUUGUGUGUGAUUGCUCUGUUUACGUUGCUUUUGAAGGAUUUGAGCAUUGACUGACCAUGGCUGCUCCCCAGUGUUGGUAUGGACAGUGUUGCUUCAACUAUUUAUUUAAUAUGAUCUAGACGUUUUGUGUGAUAUGACUGACUGAGGAUGGAGUGGGGGCAGACUGUUCAACUGUUGGAGGAUUAAAAAUAAAUGGUUCCAUGGCCGACACUCAGAACACACAUUGUCCAUUACUGUUGUCAUUGGGAGUCAGAAAAAUAUCCAAAAAGCCCUGGUUUUCCAAAAGACUGUACUAACUUUUCCUAAGCUUUUGCACAUGUAUGGAUCAUGCUCGUGAGUGGCUGUUGUCUACAUGGUGGCUGCUUCCUGGAAUUGAGGACUAGGCAGGAAGUCUAAAGUCCUCCACACAGGAUUUUAGGCUUUUAAGUUGCAAAACUCUAAAAUGUUGCAUAUAGUAUUCCAUAAUAGAGCAGAUGGUAUUACUAAUUCAACAUGUCUAGGAGGCAUGUUUGUUUAACAUGGCAUAUUUCUAUCUGAACGUACCAGAACAGACAAAUGUAUUGAACACAGCAACUCUAGUUGUCAUAAUAGUAUUGCUGUAUCUCUGUAUAGUUGGGGCCAGGGGUUAGUUUGUCACAGAAGGUUAUCACUGUUGUUAUGCCAACCUAAUAAAAUCAGAAUUUAAAAAAAA
This is a messenger RNA of Esox lucius (northern pike), 2712 nucleotides long. It is a transcript of the gene vps4a, whose product is annotated as vacuolar protein sorting 4 homolog A. Gene Ontology annotation, molecular function: ATP binding; ATP hydrolysis activity. NCBI's taxonomy places the organism in Eukaryota, Metazoa, Chordata, Actinopteri, Esociformes, Esocidae. Gene Ontology annotation, biological process: endosomal transport; vacuole organization. The transcript has 11 exons. Bases 380 to 1690 code for a protein of 436 amino acids. The record is from RefSeq and is a predicted model, not a curated record.